Molecule: messenger RNA, 921 nt
Organism: Humulus lupulus (European hop)
Lineage: Eukaryota; Viridiplantae; Streptophyta; Magnoliopsida; Rosales; Cannabaceae
Exons: 3
Coding region: 1-921 (306 amino acids)
Source: RefSeq, a predicted model, not a curated record
AUGUGUAAAAGUCUCAAACUUCUUAAUCUUUGCUUUGCUGAUGAUUUGAUUCUAUUUUGUAAGGGAACUCUUUCUGCUGUUAGAGUUUUCAAAGAGGUUCUUGAGGAGUUUAGUGCUGCUACAGAGCUUUCUAUUAAUGCUAGUAAGUGUCACAUUUUCUUUGGAGGAGUUAAUGUUGCUGAGAGAAGGAAUAUCGCUCAAGAGAUUCAGCUCUCUGAAGGAUCUUUUUUGCUUAAGUAUCUUGGGGUGCCUAUGCGGCCAACAAAGUGGAGACAUGAAGAUUGUGACAUUAUUCUUCAAAAAAUCAGAUUGAGGCUUCAGUCUUGGACUAGCAGGCAUCUUUCUUUUGCUGGCCGAAUGAAACUUAUACACUCAGUGUUAUUUGGGCUUCGUAAUUACUGGAUGAGUAUCUUUGUGUUACCUCAGAGUAUUGUUAAGGAAGUAGAGAAGAUUUUCCGUGGGUUUCUUUGGGGAAUUUCUGGAAAUAUAAGCAAGAUUCAUAUUGCUUCUUGGCAGAAGAACUACAACCUGAAACCUGAUUGCAGUUGGUAUUGGAGGAAGUUGUGCCAUAUGAGGGGAAAAUUCAGUUUGGCAGAGGUCCUUGCUGCUGGGGUAACAGGAAGGCUUAAGGCUUCGAAGCUCUACAACAGCUCCUUAAUUCAACAACUGGUGGGAUAUCAUCAAGCAGUUUGGUGUAAACUUGUUAUUCCUAAGCACCGGUUUCUUCUAUGGCAGGUCGUUAAUUCUCAUCUUCUCACUGGGGAUAACAUGCUCAGGAGUAUCUUUGAUGGGUAUUCUUUGGCAGCUGACUGUAUAGCAAGGGAUGUUAUUAACAUAGUGCAGUACAGAUUUUUCAUAGUUAAAAAUAGGAAGAUUUCUCUUCAGGAACAACAUUUUAUAGGAAAACUUCAAUGUAAUUAA